Molecule: messenger RNA, 2679 nt
Organism: Candida tropicalis MYA-3404
Lineage: Eukaryota; Fungi; Ascomycota; Pichiomycetes; Serinales; Debaryomycetaceae
Gene: CPH2
Product: Cph2p
Exons: 1
Coding region: 1-2679 (892 amino acids)
Molecular function (GO): protein dimerization activity
Source: RefSeq, a predicted model, not a curated record
AUGCUAUCCCAGUUUGAUGCUCCAUUAGGAGUCAAUAAUACUAAUAGGCAACAGCAACAGCAACAGCAACAACAACAACAACAACAAUAUGCCUUUGAUUUUGUUAAUGCCGAUGACUUUUUGGAUUCCAUUUCAGGAGCUUUACCUAGUGACGGCUCUAGUGAUCAACAAACGUAUGAUAAUAUGAAUGUUUUGAAUGCAACUAUGUACUCGCCAGUAUCUGCCGUUAGUGGUGAUGACUUGGAAGUUUCAAAUAUGCAAAACUUGAACAAUUACACUGGUCAAAAUUUUAAUGAUUAUUUGUCAGAUAAUUCGUUAGAGUGUUAUGAUGGCAACGUUUCUGCACCAAACAAUAAUCAGAACUAUAAUGCGAAUGAAGACAACUUGGAUAUCAUAUUCAAUCCAUCCAAUAAACGUUCAGGGUCUACAUCAACAAACUCAAGCAAUAAUGAUGGUGCUACACCAAUAUCUAAUUAUUCCGCUGAAUCCAUUUUGACUUCUCCUGAACCUCCUAUGCUUAAACAGGAACCAGUUCCAUAUGUCAAACAGACCAGUUCGUCUACUGUUGUUCCAAAUUCAGCAUCAGCCACUACUUCUACCGGUAAGAAAACAUCAAAGAUUACUAAACCAAAAGCAAAGGAUAAGAACUCCCAUAAUAUGAUUGAGAAGAAGUACAGAACCAAUAUUAAUACUAAAAUCAUGGCUUUAAGAGAUGCGGUUCCAGCUCUUCGAAUUGCUGCUGGAUGUGAUGAUGUUUCAAUUGCCGAUUUAGAAGGUUUGACUCCAGCUUCAAAAUUGAACAAGGCAAGUGUUUUAACUAAAGCUACUGAGUAUAUUAAACAUUUGGAAGCCAAGAAUGCUAUUUUGAAACAACAAAAUAUGGAAUUACAAAGAUUGAUUCAACAAGCUAAUUUAAACCCACAAUCUUUACCACCAGCUCCAAUGGCUCCAAUGGCUCCACUACCACCACAUCAACAGCAGAUGGUUCCACCACCACCACCACCACCACCACAACAACAACAACAACAUCAAGAAGGUUUUGGUUUCUAUCCACCACAGAAUCAAGCUUAUAACUCGGCGCCAGUGUCUCAGUUUUCAUCUCCACAGCAAUCUCCUCAACAGCAACAGCAACAACGACAAGGACAGCCAAACAAAUUCUUGUUGGGAGGUAUGGCUGCUGUUAUGGGUACUUCAUUAUUUGGAGGAUCUGGUGAAAAUGAUUUCCGUAGUUUGAGUGCAUUGCCAUUUUCAUACUUGUUCCCUAAUGCCAUUCUUAAUCCAUCUCCGUUGACUAUUCAAAUGUGGACAUUGACUAAAUUAUUUUUGGUUAUUGGAAGUUUGGCAAGUAUUAUUAUUCCAAUGUAUAAGAAUUCCUUAGUGAAGAAGGAUAAGAAUGAGAAGACACAAGUUGAAGACUCUGGAUCAAUUAUUGAUUGGGGUUUGAUUUCAUUUGGAUUGAAGAUUCCACAGAAAUUGACAUCAGGUAAACGUGAUUUGAUCAUCAAGAAUUUACAAGGAGGUAAUGAUUGGACUCAAUUGAUUUCGGACUAUUUCUAUUUGAAUUCCUGUGAAAUAAAUUUUGAAAAUUGCUUUUUAUCUUUAUUAAUUGGUUCCAUAAUUAAAGAAAAGCUUGGUUUUGUUUCACCAAUUUUGAACCAUUACUUGAUUAUGAAAUCAUCUUUGGUGUUGAAUCUUGAUUAUAAGGGUAAGAAUGCAUCCUUGAUUAAAUUGAACCAAUUGAUUGGUAAGAUUGAUGGAGUUUCUAUGUUUGCAAGUGAUAAUUUGAUUAAAAGAUUGACCAAUGUAUUUAUUGGUAAGCCAAUCAAUUCUGGAGUCGUUGAUGGUCAAAACCAUGUUAAAUAUAUUGAUUUCUAUCAAAAUGAGGAUGAUUACUUUGGUCUUGUUUGCAACUGGAGAUUAUUGGAAAUUAUCCAUGAAUUGAAUUUGACUUAUUUGGAAGAAUUGAAUCAAGACAAGAGUCAAAUUUUGACUGAUUUGACCAUUAUGGGAUCAUUUAUACAACAGGAUGGUGACGAUAAGAGCAUCAAGUUGUUUAAAUACUAUCAAUUGUUUAAUAGUAUUUUGAAUGUUAAGUAUGCACCAUAUUUGUUUGAAAGUAUUAAAUCUAAAGUUGAAUCCAGUUUGGAUAAAUUUAGAAUUGCUCAUGAAGGGUUUGAUUUGACUGAUCACGAAAUACAUAAUACUUCUAGUGAAGAUGAAUAUGAUGAAGAGGAAACCGAAGCAGAAUAUUACAAGAAGGUUAUUGCUAGUAAAUUUAAACCAAGUUUAAGAUCACAAAAAUCAUUAAUAUCAUCUUUGAAUUUAGUUGAUGAAGAAGAGUUUAUAAUAUUGACAAGUGCCUUGGUUAUUUAUUACUACAAGAAUGAAGAAUAUGAACAUGCAUUAAAGAUGUUGAAUUAUUUGAGAUUGAAUGAUAUCAUUGGUGUCAGUUUAUUGACAUUUACUGCGUUGGUUACAUUGAUUAAUGAACUAAUACCUGGUAAGAUUGAGGAUAAUGAUAAUUUAGAUUUGGCCAUUAAAAUUUCAAGAGAUUGGCUUAAUAAUGAACAAUUGACAAAAUAUAUGGAAGAAGGAGUUAAAUCUAAAUUGACUAAACUUGUGGUUAAUAAAGGUAUGAUUGUCAAUGGACUUGAUAAUAAUGAAAGUGAUGAUGAGUGA